This is a messenger RNA of Vigna unguiculata (cowpea), 906 nucleotides long. The record is from RefSeq and is a predicted model, not a curated record. NCBI's taxonomy places the organism in Eukaryota, Viridiplantae, Streptophyta, Magnoliopsida, Fabales, Fabaceae.
AUGGCGAAGCUAGCACAGUUGUAUAUCAGUGAGAUCGUGAGGUUACAUGGUGUACCAUCGAGUAUAGUCUCUGAUAGAGACCCACGAUUCACCUCCCGUUUUUGGCAGACGUUGCAGGAUGCUAUGGGUAGCAGGUUUGUUAUGAGCUCCGCCUACCACCCUCAGAUUGAUGGGGCAGUCCGAAAGAACCAUCCAGAUGGGGAAUCAGUGGUGGUGGGACCAGAGCUUCUGAGACAAACCACUGAAAAGGUCAAGCUCAUACAAGAAAGAAUGAAAGCAUCUCAAAGCAGGCAGAAAUCAUAUGCUGAUCAGAGGAGAAGACCUUUAGAGUUUGAACUAGGGGACCAUGUUUUCUUGAGAAUCACCCCGACUAUUGGUGUGUGGGAAGAGCAAUCCGCCAGAAGAAGCUGUCUCCUAGUGUUUCAUGUAUCCCAGCUCCGGAAGUAUGUGCCCGACCCUUCCCAUAUACUCGAGAUGGAAGAUCUGCAGAUUAGAGGGGAUCUUACAGUGGAAGUCCAACCCGAUAGUUUGGGAGAUGUUCAGAUGAGGCAGCUCAAAGGGAAAUCCAUCAGACUAGUCCAGGUCAUCUGGGACAAGAGGACAGGUGAUUCCACUUGGGAAGUAGAAGAAGACGUGAGAAAGUCAUACCCAUACUUGUUCUCUGAAACACUCUUCUUCCUCAUUUCUUCCACUCUUCUCAACAACUCAAAACUCUCUCCCACUCUCUCUCCGUGCUGCCAUCUCACAAUUUCGUUUUUCCCUACUCAGACUCUGGAAGGACCAGCCAGCAGGACUCCCCACAAUUCCUCCCUCAGUUUCCAUCCUCUUAGACUGUGUGAUGGAAUUGAGUGCGAAAUUGAUGUAAAUGGAAAUAUGUUGGAGUUAGGACCUCAAGGGAAGUCCUAA